Molecule: messenger RNA, 2363 nt
Organism: Polyodon spathula (Mississippi paddlefish)
Lineage: Eukaryota; Metazoa; Chordata; Actinopteri; Acipenseriformes; Polyodontidae
Product: protein ADP-ribosylarginine hydrolase-like
Exons: 4
Coding region: 371-1432 (353 amino acids)
Biological process (GO): protein de-ADP-ribosylation
Molecular function (GO): magnesium ion binding; ADP-ribosylarginine-[protein] hydrolase activity
Source: RefSeq, a predicted model, not a curated record
UGUUCAUGAAUAUGCAUGACAGUGGCAAUAUCUGAUGGGACUUCGGCGAUAAAGAGCUCUUGUCAGGCCAGGUGAAAACAUCGAUCGUAGAAAUAAUAACAUGCAUGUGUUAAAGAGGGGUAUCUCAAAAUAAAUCUAGAUGAAUCGUGUUUAAAAAUGCAACCGUUUUAAAAAGAGAAAGCUUAGAAAGGCGGUCGCUUUCGGAACUCUUUGGAUUCCCAUGAUGCACCGGUUCGACAGGGAUGGAAGAAAAGCAAGGCUGAUAAUUUUUUAUUAAUAUUAUCCUUGAAGAAAAGGGGGAGUUGACUAUAUUGUAUUGUGGAUAUAGAAGAUCUUUGAUAGAAGGCCCUGUUGCUUCCAGAAGGUCGAGAUGCCCCUAAAAGAGCGGUACGUGGCUGCUAUGGUGCUGAGCGGAGUCGGGGAUGCCCUGGGGUACAAGAACGGAAACUGGGAGUUCUGUCACAGCGGAGAAACGAUUCACAAGGAGCUCUCCAGGAUGGGAGGGCUGGAAAAGGUGGAUGUUCGUGACUGGAUGGUGAGCGAUGACACUGUCAUGCACAUGGCUACUGCAGAGGCGCUAGUCAAAGCAGGGAAGGAGCCAGCCAUGCCAGAGCUGUACAGGAAUAUUGCACAGAAAUACAUCGAGUGCAUGGAGGACAUGCAGGGCAGAGCUCCAGGUGCAACGUGUAUAGCAGUGGUUCACAGUCUGAAGCCGAAUGUCCACAAUGGCUGGCGCAUUGCCUUUAACCCCGCAGGAGGGGGGUGUGGGGCUGCAAUGCGGGCAAUGUGCAUUGGCCUGAGGUUCCCAGCGCCCUCCCAGCUGGAGCAGCUGAUAGAGGUGAGCAUCGAGAGCGGCCGCAUGACCCAUCACCACCCUACAGGCUACCUGGGUUCGCUGGCAGCGGCGCUGUUCACCUCCUACGCUGUCAAUCUGAAGCCGCUUGAGGAAUGGGGCCAGGGGCUCCUCCACACUCUGAGUGCAGCGAAACGAUACAUUGAGGAGACAGGGCACUAUGUCAAGGAGAACCUGCAGGCAUGGGACUACUUUGAAAACAAGUGGAUAAACUACCUCAAUGAGAGAGGAAUUCUGGACGGCAAGUCACAGGCCAAGUUUCCUCCCGAGUACGGAGUGAGAGAGAGGGACGCCUUCUAUCGCACCCUGAGUUACUCUGGCUGGGCGGGCAGCAGCGGGCAUGAUGCCCCCAUGAUCGCCUACGACGCAGUCCUGAGAGCUGGCAGCUCCUGGGUGUCUCUGGCCCAUCACGCUUUCUUCCACGGAGGUGACAGUGAUUCCACUGCAGUAAUCGCUGCGUGCUGGUGGGGUGCAAUGCAUGGCUUUGAGGGGGUGCCCAGGAGCAAUCACCAGACACUGGAGUACCGGGACAGGCUGACCAAGCUUGGGGAGAGUCUAUAUGAGCUAUCAAGAAACUAGAUAGAAAUGACAAACCAUUCAAAUGGUUUAGGAGUAAGCAAAAGCUUACUUGAUUGCACUUUUAUUAAAGUGAUUGCACCUGCCAAAAAAAUCCAUAAAUCUCACCUGUUGUGCACUUGUAUUCAUUAAAUAGGUGUUAAAUGUGCCGAAACAAGUUACAGCAAACUUAUUUUUAUUUAAAACUUGGUAGUUCAGACUAGGCUAAAUCUAUUUGCAAGCCAUGCUUUUAGAGAACGUUGCACUUUUCAAUGAUCCCUGAUAUGUAUAUUCUAGCUCUACUUUUUAAGGUUUGGAGUUUUUGGAAGUGGUGCAAUGUGGGGGUGUAAUUUCAGGGAAGGCAGUUGGACGCUUGUAAGUGAAGCGCAUGACAGUUAACAGGUGUGCAGGGAAAUCAGUAGUUUAUCAAAAGCAAAUGUAAUCCGUGUAUUCCAGAGCUGUUACUAUGCAUCUAUCUGACUAUCUGUGGCUUGUAUAACCGAUUGUGAGGAUGUCUGGGCUCCUUAUUCAGUGAAAUAUUAUUCUCUACAAUGUUACUCUGGCAGAAACCUAGCAGCUUUCUGGGUCAAUUAACCUGGAGGGUGAAAUUGUAUCCAGCCCUUCAGUGGCUUGUUUGCCUUCCAACCAGCUGCUUCCCCUGCUGACUGUCAUGCAUUUCAGCCAGUAACAUGCUUUGACACAGAACAUGAGUUACUUUUACUUUUAAAACUCUCAUAUUUCGCUUAAUGGACUUGAAAAACUGUAGCAUGUAAUGAUUCUUCAGUUGUUCAGCAGUGCAUAUCGUUUGCUUUAUCAGGAGGUAACACUUUGAUAAACAAGUGUUUUUAAACAUACCUUGCCUUACAGAUCAUAAUGCUCACUGGGUCUGUUUUUUUACUUGCUGUGUAAUAACCGCUCAUGACUUUAAAUAAAAUUAGAUUUUUGCUUAACUCAA